Oncorhynchus kisutch (coho salmon) is the source of this 3755-nucleotide messenger RNA. RefSeq names its product protein ANKUB1-like. The record is from RefSeq and is a predicted model, not a curated record. The transcript has 5 exons. NCBI's taxonomy places the organism in Eukaryota, Metazoa, Chordata, Actinopteri, Salmoniformes, Salmonidae. Bases 1323 to 2492 code for a protein of 389 amino acids.
GCGUGCAUGCACAAAUGCAUGACGACACAUAUGAAUACGAAUAUAAGUGAGGCAGGCAUGCAGAACGAGAUCGCCCCACCAAGUCAGACAGUAGAGGGGUGCAACAACCCCGGUACACAGAGGCAUAGCUCAUACAAUUAUAUUUUGUCCGGGUCAAUGACUAUCCUUGUUGAAUAAUAAAUACCUGCGUCAAAUAUAUGGCAUCGCAUGCUAGUGCAAAAAUAGCUUGCAUGGAUUUUUUAAAAAUCCGGUGACCACUAGAUGGCCUCGUAUACCCACAUUUAGAUCAACUGUACUUGAUUUUUCAUCAGUACUGUGAAUGACAAGCCCACUGAAUCUAGUUUAAUAAUCUUUGUACUCAGCAGGUAGAGGCCUAGGUACUUCAAAUCAGUGCUUAAUUUGAGCAGGAUCAUGCCAGAACAGGAUCCGGCACCGUUCCUACUGUUUUAUUCCGGAACCUAUUUGGCCGAAUCCAGGUACCUCUCGUGCCAUGAAAAAUCAUUUUCACUUUUUGCUAUGUAACAAUUAUAAUAAAAGCGAUCAAAGUUCAUUCGAGUUGCCUCUUCGUCAAUUAUCCUGCCCCCUCAUCUCUCCAGAGUUGCACUUCAUCAUUUGUUUCCUUAUAGAAUCAUAGCUGCAUGAAGGGUUCUGGAGGAAUUUUCUAAAGUUACGCAAUUACUGCUGUCUCUUCAGAAAUAAAUUAAAUCAUUCAGAAUAGCCUAAUACGUCAUGAGAAGCCCUAUAAUUUAGCUACAGAGGACCAAUAGCUUCUUUUUAAAAUAGCCUAGCUGCGGAUUGUAGCCCAAUAACAAAGAAUAGCCUACAGUCGGGAACGCGAGGCAAAUCUGUCAGUGAAAAAACAGCACGCAGACAAAACAGGCCUUUUGCAAUAUUUCAAAUACAAUCGAGGGAAAACACAGGUUGAAAAGCAAUGACUCUUGCUGAAAAGAUAAGACUAUGCUGUAGACUACCAAAAUAUUUGAUCAACUCCCAAACAUUGUUUUUACAAAACAGAGAGGGAGAGAUAGGCUUUUGACACGAGCGCAUCGACAAUCUCCAGCGAGUGAGCUGCGCAUCAUUGGGAUUACUUCCACGUGCAACUGUCAGACGACAAGUAGGUGAGGCACUCCCGGGAGCUGAGCUAUGCUGGUGCCAUCCUUCGGGACAGCUGGGUCCUGACAGACGUUGGCAUAACCCCUAGCAGUGCCAUCUGCUGCCUGCUGAAGCGGGAGCCGGUGGUGCGUGUGUUCAGUGCCGUGACGGGGGAGACCCUCUCAGUCUCGGGCACUGUGUUUCUCCUGAGUACGUCUGUGGCCAGGCUCAUGACCCUGGUGUCCCAGCAGUGUGGGCUUCCCGUCAGCUCCUUCAGACUGAGCUCUCCCACCGGCCUGCAACUCUACGACUGCAACCGGCUGCACGACUACGCCAUUGACCUGGGGGCUACUCUACGGUUGGACACCUGGGAUGGGUGGGCGGAGUUCCUCAGAGGCUGCUUCCUGGGACACAGACUGACCGUCCAACGACACCUGUCUAGGGAGAGACCUGUGAUGAGGUUCCAGCUCCGGGUGGCACUCUACAUCGCUGCUUCUCUGGGCCACCUGGACCUGGCCGGCUGGCUGCUGGAGAGGGGGGUGCUUGUCAUUGAACCGGUGGGGGUUCACCCUUACCGUGAGUGGUGCCACCAGACGGCCCACCCCGACGUCACCAAGUGUCCCGCUGUCGCCUCCAUCGAGCGUGGCCAGCUCACCAUCCUCAAACUCUUUAUCGCCAGCAGCGUUCUGACCCUUGCCUGUCGGGAUCCCCAGGGUCGUGACCCCCUGAGGAUCGCCCUUCAGUACGGCCACAGGGAGUGUGUGAGUCACCUGGCCACCAAGCUGUGCUCUGUGGUGGUCCUCCCAGGUAUGGCCCUGCCCAUGCGGACAUACCUCCAGAUAAAGGGCUGGGUGAGGCUGGGGCAGAGGAGGACAGCAUCUAGGCACUGCAUCAGCCCCAACAGGGCUCCGUUCAGGACCAGGGUGGGCGACACGGUCCUGGUGGACGGCUUCACCCUCCCCAAGAUGUCCUCCAAGCCCAGGAGGAGUGAGGCCAAGGCGGGUAUCAGGGUGAUGUCCACAGCCUCUCGACGUUUGACCCCCAUCAACUGCCCAUCUCAUGUAUCCUGCCCGCUCCACGCCCUGGCAUCCCAGGAUAAACCUCUUCAACUACCGAAGCUACACCCUGUGGCCACGAGGGAUGAAAGAGAGAAGAAGAGGGGAUGUGGAGGGAAGGGAUGUGAGGAGGAUGAGAGUGGGGAUCAGAACAGCAACCAAUGGAGGAGCAGAGUCCCGCUCCCACCCAUUUCCAGAGACACCAAUCUCAGACCUGUGUUUGCCUCACCAAACUCCGCCCAGAUCCUCACCACCUCACUGGAGGCCUUUUCUCUCCACUGCGACCGCACACCCAGAGAAAACGCCAUAAACUGUUUGGCCUUGGCCAGGUUAGUCCAAGUUUAAAUGACAGCUACGGUGAAUAUGAAUAUAUAUAUAUACUUCUUUAAUCCUGAACGGCAAUCAGCAUUUACCAGUCAAUGGUUUUACCACUUCAUCACUGCCUAUGAUAUACCCUUAUCCUCCCUGAAUAGAUUUCAGUACAAACAAAUCAUGAGCCAACCAUCAUGCUUAGAAGGUACAUAGUAAAAUCAAAUCAACUCAAACUUUAUUUGUCACAUGCGCUGAAUACAACAAGUGUAGAUCUUUCCGUGAAAUACUUUACUUACAAGCCCUUAACAAACAGUGCAGUUCAAGAAGAGUUGAAGAGAAUAUUUACCCAAUAAACUAAAGUAACAAAUAAUAAAACAGUUGAACUUGUCCGGUGGCCAUUUGAUUAAUUGUUCAGCAGUCUUAUGACUUGGGGUUAGAAGCUGUUAUUGGUUUACCCUAACAAGUCCUGAAACAAAUCAUCAGCCAACUUAGAAGGUAUAUAGUGUCUUAUUGGUUCACCCUAACAAGUUGUUUCAGUAUGGGGAGAGGAUAGGAUGUAAGGGCGCUUCAUUAAUGUAUUGAGGCCAUUACAUAUACAGUAUUUCACAAUGCUAGGACACAGAUUUGGUCUCCUAACCUUGUUCUGGUUGAUUGACUCUCUAACAGUGCCUUCACACAGAGACCAUGGUUGCAGCAGCUGAAUGUAGCGCGGACUCUGGCCAGGAGGAGUGCUCAGCACAUUGGGUAGACACCAGGAUCCUGGUCAUUAGACUGCUGAACAGCUUCUACCCACCAAGUCAUUAGACUGCUGAACAGCUUCUACCCCCAAGUCAUUAGACUGCUGAACAGCUUCUACCCCCAAGCCAUUAGACUGCUGAACAGCUUCUACCCCCAAGUCAUUAGACUGCUGAACGUUAAUUAAAUGGCCACCUGCACUAUUUGCAUUGACCCCCUUUGUUACUGAUGUAUUUUUCAAAUUGUUUUCCACUGACUCUCUUAAAUUGGUUCGAUGCACACUCACUACACUCUACCCACACAUUCACUGUGACACUGACCGACUUUCACACUAGCUGCUGCUACUGUGUUUAUUAUCUAUCCUGAUUGCCUAGUCACUUUUACCCUUACCUACAUGUACAUACUGUAUUACCUCGACUGCCUCGCACCCAUGCACAUUGACUCGGUACUGGUACUCCUUGUAUAUAGCCUUGUUAUUGUUAUUGUGUUACUAUUUAGAAAAUAUUUCUUACUUUUUUUAACUCUGCAUUGUUGGGAAUGUGCUCGUAAUAAAGCCUGUCA